This is a messenger RNA of Phacochoerus africanus (Common warthog), 2454 nucleotides long. It is a transcript of the gene AMER2, whose product is annotated as APC membrane recruitment protein 2. The record is from RefSeq and is a predicted model, not a curated record. The transcript has a single exon. Gene Ontology annotation, cellular component: plasma membrane. Gene Ontology annotation, biological process: regulation of canonical Wnt signaling pathway. NCBI's taxonomy places the organism in Eukaryota, Metazoa, Chordata, Mammalia, Artiodactyla, Suidae. The coding region runs from base 65 to 1987 and encodes 640 amino acids. Gene Ontology annotation, molecular function: phosphatidylinositol-4,5-bisphosphate binding; beta-catenin binding.
UUAGAGCGCGGGUGACAGUGGCCUGGCGCGGGCCGCGCUGACGACAGGCUGCUCCGCGGUUUCCAUGGAGACGGGCGGGCGCGGCGCGGCUGUCAGCGGCGGGCGCGCGGCCGCGGGGGGCUGCAGGAGGAAGGCGCGGGCCGCGGCCGGGACCCUCGCGGCAGACAUGGACUUGCAUUGUGAUCGCGCCGCCGAGCCGCCGGCCGCCGAGCCGCCGUCGGGGAAGAUUAAUAAGGCCGCCUUCAAACUGUUCAAGAAGAGGAAGCCGGGUGGCACGAUGCCCAGCAUCUUCGGGGUCAAAAACAAAGGGGACGGGAAGGGCGCGGGGCUGGUGCGGAGCCGGACGCACGACGGGCUGGCCGAGGCGCUGGUGCUGGAGGGCGGCCGCCGCGAGGAGCCGCGCGCGGGCAGCGGGGACGGGGCGCGGCCGGGCCCCGCGGCCCCCCGGGCGGCCCCGGGCGGCGCGGGCUCGGCCGCCGGCGCCUCGGUGGCCAAGUCGCACAGCUUCUUCUCGCUCCUGCGGAAGAACGGGCGGCCGGAGAGCGGCAGGGCGGAGCAGGCCGACGCGGGCCCGGCCGCCGGCAGACAAAAGCGGGGGCUGCGGGGGCUCCUCGGCGGCGUGCGCUGGCGCAGGAAGGACCGGCGGCCCAAGGAUGCUGCGCCGGCGGGGCGCGCGGGGGCCCCGGGCGAGCUGGCGCGGCCGGGCUCGCUCACCGCCAGCCUGGAGUGCGUCAAGGAGGAGGCGCCCGCGGCCGCGCGCGAGCCGCACCGCCCCGGCGCCGAUGCCCGGCCGGAGCCAGCAGGUGAGCCCGCGGCGGGGGAGCCGGAGCCGGCGCCGGCCUGCGCCCCGGGAGAGGGCGCCGCGGGGCCCGGGCGCGCCGAGCGGCCCCGCGCGGCCCCGGAGCCGCGCGCCGGGGAGGGCCGGCCGGCCGAGGACGCCGCCGGGCCCGGGGCCGCGCCGGCCGAGACUGCCCAGCCGGCCGACUCCGAAGGCGGCCGCGCGCCCGCCGCCCCCGACCCUUCCUCGGUCGAUCCGCCCUCCGACCCAUCGGCCGAUCGUAUUUGUCUGAUGUUUUCUGACGUGACUUCACUGAAAAGCUUUGACUCUCUUACAGGCUGCGGAGAUAUUAUCGCAGACCCCGAGGACGAGGCAGGGCCCAGCUGUGCCAAGCAUGCCCCCGGGCCGGGCCAGCCGGGCCCCGCCAAAAAGCCCCCCGGCGUGGUGGCCUACCAGGGAGGCGGGGAGGAGAUGGCGAGCCCGGCCGAGGCGGACGACUCCUACGUGCAGGAGUUCUGGGACAUGCUCUCCCAGACCGAGGACCAGGGACAGGGGCCCCAGGAGGGAGCGGCCACGGCGGCGGCGGCGGCGGCGGCGGCGCCGGAAGCGCAGGUGCCACCCGAGACCCCCAAAGACGCCAGGUGUGCGGAGGGGGCCAAGGAGGCGUCCUCGGUCAAGCGCAGGAGGGUCCAGCGGAUCCCCGCCGAGCUCCAGCCGAAGGAGGAGCCCAAGCAGCCGGACAAGGAGCCGCAGGAAGGCGUCCCCAACAGCGACGAGGGCUACUGGGACUCCACCACCCCCGGGCCCGAGGAGGACGGCGCGAGGAAGGUGGGCCUCCCCCGGGACAGCGACAGCGGCGACGCGCUCUACGACCUCUACGCCGAGCCCGAUGGAAGCCCCGCGGCCCUGCCCGCCGGCGAGGAGACGUCCUGCUUGUCCCGGUUGAAGCCGGUGUCCCCGGCCACCGUCACCUGUCCCCUGCGGACGCCGGGAAGCUUGCUGAAGGACUCCAAGAUCCCUAUCAGCGUCAAGCACCUCGCGAACCUUCCAUCCAGCCACCCGGUGGUGCACCAGCAGCCAGCCCGGAGCGAGCUGCCCAGAACAAAAAUCCCGGUGUCCAAAGUGCUGGUCCGGCGGGUCAGCAGCCGGGGCUUGGCGGGCACCACCCUCCGGGCCGCGGCGUGCCACGACAGUGCCAAAAAGUUGUGAGGCCUCCGAGGCCGAGGUGGAGGGGCCGCAGGUCAAGGAAUACAACUCCCCCCCUGGAAACCACUGCAGCAAAGGUUGCUUCCCCUAAAGGAAAGGCCUUUCCCACCGGCCCUGCUCGGGAGCCUGGACCUUGGAGGGCUUUGUGCGGCCGGCCGGGCAGGAGUCAGCGGACAGGGCACACCGCACACAGGGCUUCCCCCUCCAGAUCCGUCCCCGAGAAUUAAUUUCAAGCACUUUUUUUCUUUUUUACCUUUUAAAAAAUGUUUCUUCCUGCUUGUUUUCCUUAAUGCACUGAACUGUCGGAAGUCAUCUUCACUGGCCUUUGCAGAAAGCAGGACUGCACCAAACCUAUAAGGAAGCCUCAUGCCAUGAUAUUGGGCUGCGCCAGGGUCCAGCCGCCUGCAGGAGAUACCGGGAGAACCAGGGGAGCCCUCCUCUUCCUGACACUUUCCUUCUUUUCCUUUCCC